GUGAUUUUGUCGGCGGUAUCUUUACAUGGGUUCAAGAAAGCGAACUACGAACAAGGAAUAAAACCAAGUAUCCCGGACAGAGCUGUUAGCCAUCAAAGAGUUCAGCCGGGUAGAGAUCCAAAAUAUAAUUUCGACUAUAGCGCGGGCGCGUUUCGUCCAGUUCUCAAAAAAUCCAAAAUCCAAUGGUGCUCCGAACUACAGUACAUGCACCCCGAUGAAGAUUUAGAGUUAGAUAAGAAACCAGUUGCCUUGGUUAGUUUUCCUGGCAGUGGAAACACAUGGCUGCGGUAUUUACUACAACAAGCUACAGGUUACUAUACUGGGUCAGUCUACAAAGAUUAUGGAUUGUUAAAAAAUGGCUUUCCAGCUGAAAGUAUAACCAACAAUUCAGUAUUAGUGGUGAAAACACACGAAUGGGGUACUAAUGCUAGGAACAUGUUCUCUAAGGCCAUCCUAUUGGUCCGCUCGCCAGAAAAGGCUAUCCAUGCCGAAUUUAACAGACAAAGUGGCGGCCAUAUUGGAUUUGCUUCCCCGGACAGAUACAGGAGGACCAACGGAAAAUGUGAGUUUAGCUGUCUAAACAAUUAUUUAUAAAAUUUAUGAGAAGAGUCAAAACUAUUAUACUAAUAUAUUUCUCUCUGCCUGUUUCUUUCUUUUGCCUUUGUA
Messenger RNA from Sitophilus oryzae (rice weevil), 666 nucleotides. Its product is annotated as WSCD family member AGAP003962-like. NCBI's taxonomy places the organism in Eukaryota, Metazoa, Arthropoda, Insecta, Coleoptera, Curculionidae. The record is from RefSeq and is a predicted model, not a curated record. The transcript is spliced from 3 exons. The annotation marks the transcript as partial.